Molecule: messenger RNA, 4114 nt
Organism: Leucoraja erinaceus (little skate)
Lineage: Eukaryota; Metazoa; Chordata; Chondrichthyes; Rajiformes; Rajidae
Product: tigger transposable element-derived protein 1-like
Exons: 2
Coding region: 2589-3257 (222 amino acids)
Biological process (GO): biosynthetic process
Cellular component (GO): nucleus
Molecular function (GO): acid-amino acid ligase activity; DNA binding
Source: RefSeq, a predicted model, not a curated record
GAUGAAAGGAUAGACAGAGUUGACGUGGAUAAGCUUUUUCCAUUGAGAGUAGAGAAGAUUCAAACAAGAGGACAUGAUUUGAGAAUUGAAGGACAGAACUUGAGGGGCAACAUGAGGGGGAACUUCAUUACUCAGAGAGUGGUAGCUGUGUGUAAUGAGCUCCCAGUGGAAGUGGUGGAGGCAGGUUCGAUUUUUUAUUUAAAAAUAAAUUGGAUAGGUAUAUGGACGGUAAAGGAAUGGAGGGUUAUGGUCUGAGUGCAGGUAGAUGGGACAAGGUGAGAAUAAGUGUUUGGCAGGGACUGGAAGGGCCGAGAUGGCCUGUUUCCAUGCUGUAAUUAUUAUAUGGUUAUAUGGUUAUAUGGCUAUAUAUACUCCCUCUAUGGCAAGAAUGGCUUUCCUCAGAUUAGGAGACCAAAACUGCAUGCAAUACUACAGGUGUGGUCUCACCAAGGCUCUGUACAACUGCAGUAGAAGCUCCCUGCUCCUAUACUCAAAUCCUUUUGCUAUGAAUGCUAACAUACCAUUCGCUUUCUUCACUGCCUGCUGUACCUGCAGCAGGCAGUGAGCAAUUAGCAAAUUAGCAUUAGCAAAAAACAAAGUAAAACAACAGAAACUUCUUAACGAGGCACAUACUGUCUCUUAUAAUACAUAAGGCUAGGGAAAUCCUGGGAACAGAAGAACAAAGGAGUACUGUUGGUGGUUUCGUGAUUUACAUAUGGUUAGGCUAUGGCCUUGAACAGAAUACAAUUUCAAGUCUGAUAAGGGGCAGAACCUAGAUGAGUGAUAACUCGAAAGAACAUUAGAAUUCUUUGAGAGAGCUUUGGGUUAGAACACAUACCUCCCUUUGUACAUACUUAUACAGCAGGAUUACAUUUUAUAAAACUACAUCAGAACAACAGCUCAGUCUCCAUUUUGUGAACUACAUCAGAUUUGACUGUAUUUAACUCUUUCACCAAGACGUGUAUGCUCUGGGAAUUAAUUGUCUUAGGACAAUUUCAUGUUGUCAUGGAAACCAUACUUGACAGUAUCUUUGUAAUCCAGAUUGAUGUUUAAUGAAGGAAAUUAACUCGUGUCCACUGGGUUCACAAUAUUCCACAAUAUUCACAUGGUUGUAAGGCCUGUAAUUUAAACGUACGACCACCAUAAAUAAGCUUUAAACUUUAUCUGCUAACAACUUUGGUUUUCAAGGGAUGGAUCCCUUCAGUAAUGUCCUCAUUGAUUACACGGUUGAUGUUGUUGAAAAUAGCAUUAAGGUACAGUUCAUUAGCAUGUUUGGAAAGGGAAGGUCCCUUCUUCCUCUUGGGAGAUGAUUCAAGGACAACAGUUUGCAUUGGAAUAGUUCAACCAAUCAAUCUGGUGAUUUUUAGAUCCCAUAGCCUCCAAUUGGCUACUUAAUAUCAGGUGACAGCAAGCUCUGUAGAAACUGGUUAGCUUGAUUGUAAUCAUGUAUUGUACACACAACAGUAAACUAAACUCAAACUCAAAAGCAGGUGCAUUGUUGACUGAGAGAAGACUUUGAUGCUCCUCAGCCACGAGAUCACGACUAAAAACAACCGAUACGCCACAGUGUUCUGUGUUGCCAACGUUUUCUGGAUACAGUGUAUUGUGUUGUGUGUUUUUGCAUCCCAUCAUGUCUACAAACUGCCCAUCUGUGUCUUCUGCUUCUGGUGAGAAGAAGAAGAAGACGAGAAUUCCUCUUAAGAUGAAACUCAAGAUAAUUGCCCUGCGUGAACGUGGCAAGCCAGUAAUAGCCAUCGCACGUGAGUUAGGAUUUCCACAAUCGACGAUCUCGACCAUCUGCAAAGAUAAGACGCGAAUCAGAGAUGCAGUGAAAUCGUCAGCAUCGGUUAAAUCCACGGUCAUCAGAAACAAAAAAGCUGGGCCGAUUGGUGAUAUGGAGAGAUUACUUGUCACAUGGAUGAAAGACCAGAUACAGAAGCACAAACCGCUCAGCUUAUCGACGAUCCAGGCUAUGGCAAGAGAUUUUUUCAAUACACUAAAAGAGAAUUCUGAUGAUCCUACGUAUCCACAAGUGUUUACAGCAAGUCCUGGAUGGUUCCAACGCUUCAAAAGGCGUAAUAAUUUUAAUAAUGUGAAGGUCAGCGGUGAGGCAGCAAGUGCCAAUACUGAAGGUGUCAAAGCUUUUAAGGAAGAGCUGAAUAGGAUAAUUGAGGAUGAGAAAUAUUUGCCACAACAAAUAUUCAAUGUCAAUGAAACAUGCUUGUUCUGGAAGCGUAUGCCAGAACACACAUACAUUCAUCAAGAGUCGAAGACAAUGCCAGGAUUCAAGACAUACAAAGACCGUGUAACGCUGCUUUUGGGUGGAAAUGUCUCAGGGUUCAAAUUAAAGCCUUUAUUAAUCUACCACUCAGAGAACCCUAGAGCAUUGAAGAAUGUGAGCAAGGAAACACUUCCGGUUCAUUAUCGCCAUAACAGGAAAGCCAUGAUGAUAUCAGCAUUGUUUGCCGACUGGUAUCUAAAACUGUUUUAUUCCGGAGGCAAGAGAAUAUUGUUGGGAAAACAAAAUCCCAUUCAAAAUUCUUCUGAUCUUGGAUAAUGCUCCAGGACAUCCGCAGCAUAUCGAGAACAUGCAUCCCGAUGUAAAGGUUGUGUAUUUGCCACCGAGCAUAACCGCACUCAUUCAACCAAUGGAUCAAGGCGUAAUAGCUACGUUCAAAGCCUACUAUUUAUGGCAAACGUUUGCGCAGGCUGUUCGAUCGACUGAAUCUGGCCGAACACUCCGAGACUUUUGGAACGGUUUUAACAUUCUAAAUGCUACCCGGAACAUCGCUGCAGCGUGGAAAGAUGUCACACAGCAAUGCAUGAAGGGUGUUUGGAAGAAAGUUAUGAAGACACAUGUGGAUACAUUCAAAAGUUUUAACAAAGAUUCUGCUGUUGAUAUCAUAGUAAGAAACAAGAUAUUGGUGCUUGGGAACCAGCUAAAGUUGGACAUUGAUGAAGAAGAUAUUCAUGAGCUUGUUGGCAUUGAGGCUGAAGAGCUUUCCAAUGAGGAUCUGAUCGAACUGGAGGAAGAAAGAAGAAAAGAAGCUGAGGCAGUGGAAGAAGAAGUUAUAGCCGAGGCACCAAAAACGUUCACAACAAAGAAACUGGCGGAGGCGUUUGAUGCUAUCAGCAGUGGCGUACGGAUGUUGGAAGAAAUGGACGUCAAUUACGAGAGAUUCACAAAAACUGACAGGCAGAUCCAGGAUGCUCUUGCCUGCUAUUGGGAAAUAUAUAAUGAAAAGAAUAACAAAUAAAUAAUCUCUAUAGUCAAAACUUGAUAUCUUCCUGAACAACACUAUGCCCGCUAAACAAUGAACAAGUGUGAUGCCCCAGUGCUUUCUCCCACUACUGGCCUGUCCCGUAAAUGACACACAAAUUACGCCCAAGUGGGACAGGCACUUCACAGCGCACACAGCCAGGCUUCAAAUACAAGUAGUAAAAAGUAGCCUUUAUUGUCAUUCAGACCUUGCGGUCUGAACGAAAUUUUGUUCCCUUGCAGUCCUACAUAUAGUAAAAAUGACAAAACACACAAUAAACACAAAUUAACAUCCACCACAGUGACUUCAACAGGCACCUCCUCACUGUGGUGGAAGGCAAAAGUCUUAAGUCUUUGUCUCAUCCCUUCUUAUUCUCCCUCUGCGCCGAGGCCGCUGCCGCUGUCCCAGCCGCCGCUGUCGUCCACUGGGCCCGCGGUCGGGUCGAGUGGCCGCUGCCGCCAGAACGUGCCCCAGCUCCGAGUUCUGGUCGCCGCUGUCCCAGCUCCGAGGCCAACCCGCCGCUGCCGCGGCUCCGAUGCCGUGUGGCCGCUGCCGCUGCCACCGUUCCGAGGCCAGGCUGCCGCUGUCGCUGUCCCCACUCCGAGGCGAGGUCGCCACUGCCACUGUCGCUGCCGCUGCUGCCGUCCCAGCCGCUGCCGCCGCCGCCACCACCAUCCCGCCGCGGUCCCAGCUCCGAUGCCGGGCGGCCGCUGCCGCUGCCCAGCUCCGAGUUCUGGUCGCCGCUGUCCCAGCCGCUGCUGCCGCUGCCCCAGCUCCGAGGCCGCCAGCUCCACCAUUAGGCCUCGGCGCAGGUGGAGACGGGGGAUAUGACAAAAGAAGUCCCCCCCCCCACA